This is a messenger RNA of Aptenodytes forsteri (emperor penguin), 418 nucleotides long. RefSeq names its product 60S ribosomal protein L36a. Lineage: Eukaryota; Metazoa; Chordata; Aves; Sphenisciformes; Spheniscidae. Gene Ontology annotation, molecular function: structural constituent of ribosome. Bases 1 to 369 code for a protein of 122 amino acids. Gene Ontology annotation, cellular component: cytosolic large ribosomal subunit; ribosome. The transcript has 5 exons. The record is from RefSeq and is a predicted model, not a curated record. Gene Ontology annotation, biological process: translation.
AUGGCUUUCCCAGCCCCAGCAGGUGCUGUGGCUGCCGGCACCGCUGAGGAGGUGAACGUCCCGAAAACCCGCCGGACCUACUGCAAGAAAUGCGGCAAGCACCAGCCGCACAAAGUCACCCAAUACAAGAAGGGGAAGGACUCCCUGUAUGCCCAGGGGAAAAGACGCUACGAUAGGAAGCAAAGUGGCUAUGGGGGCCAGACAAAGCCCAUCUUCCGUAAGAAGGCUAAGACUACGAAGAAGAUUGUGCUGAGGCUGGAGUGUGUGGAGCCCAACUGCAGGUCCAAGAGGAUGCUGGCCAUUAAGAGGUGCAAGCACUUUGAACUGGGAGGAGACAAGAAGAGAAAGGGCCAGGUGAUCCAGUUCUAAGCUCCAUCCUACCUGUUGUUAUGGGUCAUAUUAAAGUACUUAGAAGUGA